Messenger RNA from Anastrepha ludens (Mexican fruit fly), 1252 nucleotides. Its product is annotated as putative nuclease HARBI1. The transcript is spliced from 4 exons. The coding region runs from base 13 to 1236 and encodes 407 amino acids. Lineage: Eukaryota; Metazoa; Arthropoda; Insecta; Diptera; Tephritidae. The record is from RefSeq and is a predicted model, not a curated record.
AUUUAAAAAGACAUGGAAAAACUUAUUAUUUUAAAUGAAGUAUUUAACUUUAUUUUCGAUGACAGUGACGAGGGCGAUAGCGAAGAUGAUAUUGAAGUAAUCGAAAGACCGUGUAAAACAAAAAAAGGCGAAGAAGUAAUACCGAGACAAACUAAAAAAAUCUUUAAACAACACCUUCGCGGACAGAAUGACGAUAGUGAUCCUGAUGUGGGUCUAAACCGUGGGGAAAGAAAUCAAACCUUUGCGGAAGAUGUAGUGCCUAUAUUACCCGCAAAAAACUUCCGUCAACAUUUUCGCUUAGACCCUGAUGUUUUUGAACUGAUUUGCAAAGAUAUUUAUCCAUUCUUGCAUAAAAAAUAUGGCAAAGGAAGAAAUCCUUUGAAACUCGACAAACAGCUCAUGAUAACACUGUCUUAUUUAGGAAGUAAAGAAGGUUUGAGGACGAUAGCAGAUAGGUUUGACGUAAGCAUUUCAACGGCGUGGAGAAUUGUUUCCAACGUUUGCGACGCAUUUCUAAAAAUGAAUGGGGAGAAGAAAAUAAUUAAAUGGCCAACUCGAGAAGAAGCUGAAAAAACUGCGAAGCAUUAUUACGCCACCUAUAAUUUGAAAGGUGUGAUAGGGUGUAUAGACAGUUGUCAUUUCACGAUCAGAGCACCAAUCCAUUCACACAAUUCAUAUAUCAAUAAAAAGGGUACACAUUCUGUUAUCCUGCAAGCAGUAUCGAACGAAAAAAUGGAAUUUGUAUUUUUCUAUGCCGGUGAAUGUGGUUCACUUGAUGAUGCUUCCCUUCUGUUAAAAUCUGGGCUAGAGGCUAAAAUCAAUUCAGGUAAUUUUAAAAUUAGUGAAGAUCAGCAUUUACUAGGCGAUUCCUCUUAUCCACCGAAGCCUUGGUUAAUCACUCCAUAUCGGGAUAGUAACGGCUUUAGAGACGAGCAAAUAUUUUUCAACACAAUUCAUUCGGAGUGUCUUGACGACAUAAAACGUUCAUUCGGGGUGCUGAAAGGCAGAUUUCGUCGCUUGCACUACAUUGAUUGCCUAAGAACUGCUGCAACAACAAAAUUCAUUGCUGCCUGUAGCAUAUUGCAUAACAUAUGCCUGCGCAAUGAAGACUUUCCCGAUGAAUACGUUGCAAUAGAUAUUGAGGAAAAUGAAAAAGAAUGCUACAAAGAACACGACAACUUUGCAUCAUCUUCAAGUUCAAAACGAGACAUGCUGAUGAAUAUAUUACAUGAAUAGAGAUCGAUGAAGUUAA